Pipistrellus kuhlii (Kuhl's pipistrelle) is the source of this 7610-nucleotide messenger RNA. Its product is annotated as general transcription factor II-I repeat domain-containing protein 2-like. Bases 900 to 2834 code for a protein of 644 amino acids. The transcript is spliced from 2 exons. Lineage: Eukaryota; Metazoa; Chordata; Mammalia; Chiroptera; Vespertilionidae. The record is from RefSeq and is a predicted model, not a curated record.
GCCCUAACCCGCCCCCCAACGCCUCGCCCUCUCAGUCGCCGCCGCCGCCUCCCUUCCCCGGGCUCGUCCGCGACCCCCUUUCCCCCGCUGCCGUCCCCGCCGCAUCCCCCCGGCCAGCUGGGCGGGGACCGCUCGCUGUGCGGCUCUGUGAAGUCUGUGAGUCACCGCACAGCCCAUCCAUCCCGUUACAUGUCCAGAGCGAGCUGAGCGGGCGGUGCCGCCGCCGCCGCCGCCCCUGGUCGCGCCGCCGCCGCCGCCCCUGGUCGCCCCGCCGCGGCCGCCCCUGCUCGCAGCGCCCCUCUGAUCCAUGGCUGUCUGUCUGUACUGGUUACGGUGUAACCUCCUCCUCCUCCGCCUCCCUCCUCUCCUCCUCCUCCUCCUCCUCCUUCUCCUCCUUCUCCUCCUCCUCAGGAGCCGCUGCAACUUCCCCUCAGCCAGCCUCCUCCUCAGCUCGGGGACCGCAAAGGCAUGGGAUAGACCCAGAGCGACUCGGGUCUCCCCUCCAGCCCUCGCUCCGUCCCCCGCUUUGAAUUAAAAGUCUGUUCCUCGCUCCUCCUCGUCGUUUUGGAGAUUUAUUUAUAUCAGCCUUGUUACUCUCCCCUGGGGAUUUUAUUUUCCCUCUCUGGGGCAGGGGGUCGCAGGGGACCCAGAGUUUAUUUUAGGGACGGGGGCCCUCCACCUCCUCCCCCCUCCCUCCCCCGCCACGUUUCUCCUUUUUCUCCGGCCGUGACUCGGUUUCCCCGCUCCUGUCGGCUCCCGCCGCCCGGACUCUCCUGCCCGCGAGGGACGCCCGGCACCCCCGACCGCAGCCCAGACGCCCCCUCCGCGCUGCCACCCCGACCCGUCUCGGCGCUGGACCCAGCGGCGCGACUUCUCCGCGGAAGGGUGCCCUGUUUGACAUGGCUACACAGAAGAAGAAAAGAAAAACGGAAGACGAAAACCGUGAAUUUAAAGUUGAAUGGACCGAGACUUUCGCGUUUACUCAAAACUUAAAUGGCCUUCCGACCUGUCUUAUUUGUCAGAAAAAAUUGGCCCAUAACAAGAAAUCAAAUGUGGAGAGACACUUUGCAACUAAACACGUGUCAUUUAGUACUAAAUAUCCUGUCGGUGAUGCAAGGAAGAAAGCAGUUGAGGAACUUCAGAAGCGUCAAGAAACACCAAUUUCUGUAUCUAAUUACCAGAAGCAAUCUUCCAACAAUGUUAAUAUUGCAAGUUUUGUCGUUAGUCAGGAGAUUGCUAAGAGAGGAAAACCAUAUACAGACGGUGAAUACAUAAAAAGUUGUUUUAUAAAUGCAUCCGAAGAGCUAUUUCGGGAUUUUAUGAACAAAGCAGAUAUUCUAAAAAAAAUUAAAGAGUUACCAUUGUCUGCUAAAACAGUGAAAGAUAGAAUAUUCAAAAUGUCUUCAAAUAUAACCGACCAGCAAGCCGAAGAUCUUAAAUUGGUUUCAGCUUUAUCAAUAGCAGUUGAUGAGUCUUGUGAUAUAAAUGAUACCGCUGUUUCACUUUUUGUACGAUUUAUUUCACCUACAGGGCCUAAAGAAGAACUUUUAGGAUUAUUGCCACUCAAAGGUCAAACACGUGGAGAGGAUAUAGCAAAUGCUGUAAUUGAGUGCAUUGAAAAACAUCAUAUUCCGCUAGAUAAAAUUGUCUCAGUUUCAACAGAUGGGGGGAAUAGUAUGACCGACAUAAGAAACGGGUUUGUUGCUAUUUUGAAAGAAAAAAUUAAUCAUGAGAUACUUACUUACCAUUGCAUCAUUCAUCAAGAAGCGCUAUGUGUGCAGACAUUUCCAGAAGAAAUUUGCAAAGUUAUGGAAUUGGUGAUUAACAUUAUCAGCUCCAUUAUAGCUAAAGCACUUAAUCAUCGACAAUUUGAAGAAUUUAUAUUUGAAAUGGAGAGUGAGUAUGCAGAUCUGCUGCUGCAUAACAAGGUACGGUGGUUAUCAAGAGGAAACGUUUUGAAACAUUUCGCUUCCUUAUUAACAGAAAUUAAAGCGUUUCUCCUUGAGAAGGGUGUUCACUAUCCAGAACUAAUGAACGAUCAGUGGAUCCAAAAAUUUUAUUUCAUGGUAGACGUUACGUCUCAUCUAAAUCAGCUUAAUCAUAAACUACAGGGGAAAGGAAACACAAUUUUUUCGAUGUUAGAAGAAGUUACUUCAUUCGAACACAAAUUAUCUCUUUUUGCUCAAGAUUUUGAAAGGGAAACUUUGAUUCACUUCCCAAGCCUGUUGAAACAUCGCCAAGAAAAUAAUUCUGAUAUUGACAUUUGCUAUUUCAAAACAACACUUUUAAAUAUGAGGGAAGCUUUUCUCAACAGGUUUCAGGAAUUCAGAGACAGCAAAGCGACAUUAGCCUUUGUUAGAAAACCUCUUACUGCUAGUGUAACAGAAUUAAAUUUUUCUCCCUUUGAUAUCGACAUUGGCAACUUUGAAAUGCAAUUGCUGGAUUUAAAAAACAAGGAAUUGUGGAGCUCGAAAUUUGAACGUCUUUGUGCUGAUAUGGAAAUAUUGGAGAAAAACAAAUGUGAACUUAGUUCGCAGCACAAGUGGUCUGCUUUGAAAGACCUGGAGAAGGAAGAUGUGCUGAUUUUUAACACCUGGAAUAGUAUUCCUGACUCAUAUGACCAACUGAAAAAACUAGCGUUUGCUGUUCUUUCCUUAUUCGGGUCUACAUAUUUAUGCGAACAAUCAUUUUCAAGCAUGAACCUUAUCAAGAGUAGAGUGAGAGGUCGUCUUAUUGAUGAGAACCUGUUAUCGUGCCUAAAAUUAAAAACAACAACAUACAAACCUGACUUACCCAAACUUUCCAAGGAGAUGCAAGGCCAUUGUUCACAUUAGUGUUUGUCAGUCAUUGUCAUGAUUUAAUUUUAUGGAUAUUGUAAGGUAAAUUGCAAGGAAUUUGAUAAAUAAAUAAUAUCGUUAUUAAGUAUGAUAUCAAGUUUUAUUCAACGUACCUAUAGUUUAAAGAUUUAAAACUUUAAGUAAAGUUUAUUAAGUUAAUUUUAGGGAAUGUUGUGGAGUGAAAGAAGAUGUAGUGUGGAGGGUUGAGAAAGGUAUGUUGAGAUGGUUUGGACAUAUAGAGAGGAUAAACGGAAGGAGAUAGACGAAACAAGUAUACAAGACGAGUGUGCAUGGGAGAGUUGGAAGAAGUUGACCUUGGCGAAAGUACCUCAAUCAGACUGAGAACUUUUUUUUAGCAAAGGCCAGCUUAGGAGUACCCUCAUUAAGUUAAUAACAAUGUACCUACCUAUAUAGUUUAAGUUAAAAAAAUUUGGCUCUCAAAAGAAAUUUCAAUCGUUGUACUGUUGAUAGUUGGCUCUGUUGACUAAUGAGUUUGCCGUCCACUGGUCUAGGCUAAUCAUUUUUUUUUUUUUUUAAAGUGACAUUUACCUUUGUUAAAUGUUAGUGAACCUGAAUAAAGAAAAACAUUUUUGGAUGUUAUAAGCCCUGUGUUUCACAACCAGGGUCCAAUUCCGUAAAUAUUUUUCUCAUUAGUUCCUACCAGGAUAUUAUUUCUAAGAUUUAGGUCUCAAUCCAAGUCUUUUUACAAGUGAAAUGUAACAGAGAUCUAAGAAAUGAGUGUACUAAUUACAUUUUUCCUGAUGCAUUUAAAAUAGAGCAGUCUAAUUAUAAGCAACCCCUACACACAAAAAGUUCUCAAUCUGAUUGAGGUACGUUCGCCGAGGUAUACUUCUUCCAACUCUCCCAUCCAUACUCCUCUUGCCCCAGUUUUCCCCUUCUAACCAGGCCUGAUGCUGCUGCCAUGAAGGUAUUGUCAGUGCUCAUAGAGAAUCUGAGGGUCAGAGUGGAGGAAGGACCAGGGGCGUAGACCCCAGCCAUAGGGCCCAUCUGGUCGUACUGGCAGUUUCCUGUCCUCCUGUCCACUGCCAGAGCUCUUUUUAUUAUUUAUCCUUGACAAGGGCCAUGGAGCAGAGUAACAAGUGCAGGAUAGCAAGUCUCCUUUAACACAUAGCAAGGAGGAUAAGAACAUGAGUUUGGAAUCGGACACUUCAGACUUGGUAUUGGGUGUUGCCACUUCCUAGCUGUCUAACCUUGGGGCAGGUCAAGUCUAUUUUCUCUUUUGUGAAUGAGAAUAAUUGUACCUACCUCCCAGGGUCACUCAAGGAUUAACUUGACCUGUAGACAUGUAGUGUACAUGAUCCCAUGCCUAGGAUAUAGUAAGUUCUCAGUAGACGAUAGCUCUUACCACAUAUGCAGGCAACUAAAAGGUUCAUUCAUGAUCCCCCCCCUACAGCAUAAAUUAUUUCUAUGAGUGCUUGGAACCCCAAAUAUAUAAUUGAACACUCCCUAGAGAAGCUAACAUUUUGAGAGGGUUAGGACAGUAGUGAACUUUUAGCAGGGAAGUAUUAGGAAAACGGGCAGGUCACAGUGAGAAACUCAGGAGAUUUAGAACAUCAUAAGGUUCCCAGGAAAUGAGAGAAAGACUAAAAAGUAGGACUGGCUAUAUAUCCUUUCCCCAGAAAAGGUGGAGAAUUCUUUUUCCUCUUUCUCUUCCCUGUUGAACUAUAUAUGGGUUGUUGCUAGGACCCCAAACACAGGCCUGCAUCAUUGAUACCGUAUCUGCUCUCUGGCUGCGCAUUCAGUCACCUGCAGAAGUUAAAAAAAAAAAAAAAAAAAAAAAUACCCAUGCUUGGGCCUUGCCCUAGUCUCUCAAAUCCAGAUCUUUGAGUUGGUGAGAUCCAGCUGUAUAGGGCUAAGUAUACUUGUGAAGGCUAGCCUAGAAGCCUGCCCAUUCCAAGUUCUAAACAAGUGGGGACUUUUUAUAUGCAUGCACAUGUGCAUAUAUAGUUUUUUUUUGUUGUUUUUUUUUAAGUUGAUUUCAGAGAAGAAGGGAGAGGGAGAGAAACAUUAAUGAUGAGAGAGAAAAAUCAUUGAUUGGCUGCCUCCAGCAUGCCCCCUACUGGAAUUGAACCUGAGACCCUUCAGUUCUCAGGCCAUAUGCAGGUUCACCAAAGCUUGGUCCUUAAUUGAUUCAAUAGUUCCUCAAGGUGAGAAGAGUAGAAGAGAUGUUAUUGUCAAUGCUUUUAAGAUGGAGAAAUAAGCUUUAUUCACAAAUAAUUACAAAAUUUUCAAGACAUCAUAGGGGCAAAAAUUAGGAUAACAGUUCAGAGGAAGAACAAAGUUUUUCAUUACUGCCAUCAGGGAAGGCUUUUGGGAGGAAGUGCAAUGUGGACUUAAUAGUAAAGGAUUGGUAGGGCUUUGGACAAUGAGCAAGAGGGGAAAGGCAUUUCAGAAUGGUGGAAGCCCAGGGCAAUUAUAGGAACAACAGAUGGACCAACUGGGGAGAAUUGCAGCCCAUGCUAGGAACUUUGGCAAGUCAAUGCGGGUGUUGAAGAGGAGGAUGGCCUGGGUAGAGCUAUCUUUUAGGAAGCUGAAUGUGAUGGACGGUCCGCUGAGGAGAGAGGACUGGAAGCGGAUGUGUUUUCAUAGACACAUGUCUGCUGAAGAAAGGAGGCUGUGUGAAGGAGUGAGGGAACAGUACACAAUAGUUGAACAAUGAACAAUGGUGGUGGCAUGGCCCGGAGAGAAUGGGAAAUGGGAGAGGUAGCGGCUGGAUCAGGAGAAAGGAAACUCAUUCUUUUCCUCGACCACUGUUGUUCAGUGUCUACAUAUUACUCUAUAUAACCUACAAUAUCUAUGUUGGCCCAUUUCAAACCAUUGUUUGGGUUAUUCCUAGAAGAAAAACGCUGGAAAUUUUCUUUUUGAAAACUAUCUUUUUUUUUUUUCCUUUGAGAUUUCCCCCACUUACCCAGAAGUUAAGUACAGAAUACUGGAAAAAUUAAGAUAAGGUAUUUCUGUUGCAACCUAUUUAUAACUGCCGAUUCCUCCCGAACUAUUUCUAAAAACCUGGCAGUCGAAAGACUUCUCUGGAAAACCAUCUGCAGCUCUCACUUCCAUGGAUCUCUGUCUCCUUUGUCAGGCAGUCAUCUAAUGGCCCAGAUAAAAUGAGCUUGUUGGGAGAAUCCGAGUGCAUUUUCACUGGAGAACAGAGAAGUAUUUUGUUUAGAAAUAGGAAGGGUUUUGUCAUAAGUCAAUCCAUGUGGCUACAGAACUCUUCCAUCCAAAAAUUAAAGAAGGAAUGUGGGUGUGGAACAACUCUCUUGGAUUUGCCUGGAUUAGCCCUGGACUCAGAAUCUUGAGAAAGGAUAGUGAUUUAUGUUAUUUUUAGUUAAUAUAAAUAAGAAAAGUGAAAAGAAAUAUUAUGCCGUUAUGAUUUAGAAAUAAGGCUGAUUAGGCAAAAUCCUACAUGGGAGAAAUUGCAUGUGAUCAGUGAGAUUAGGGAUGAUACAUGGCUUUCCUUUAAGAAGUUUCCUCUACUUUAAAGAAACUGAAGAAUCUAUAUGGACAGAAAGAUGAUAAAAAGACAAUAGAACAAUAUUUAAAAUUUUUAUUUUAAGAAAGAUGCCUAAUCACAACCCUCAAACUACUGUUUUUAAUUUUGACAUUGCCUUAUUCCAUGUAUGUAUGUUUUUAUAUAGGUAUAAAUAAUAUCCAUAUAAUUAUGUAUUCUGUAAUGUGCACUUAAAAUGUAAUAAUCAUUUUCUUGUAUUUCUAUAUCAUGUUUAUAAUUGAAACUUAUUUAGUAUUAUAAAAUAUUAUAAUCUUUACAAAUCAUAAUUAUCAAGCAAUUCUCUAAUAUUGGAUUAUUAAAUUUUUUCUUUCUUUUUACUUCCAAUCGUCACCCGAGGAUACAUUUUUAUUGAUUUUAGAGAGAGAGGCAGGGAGAGAGAGAGAAAAAGAAACAUCGAUGUGAGAGAAGCAUCUAUCAGUUCCUCCCAUUCACACUCCGACCCGAGAUCAGACCACAACGUAGGUAUGUGCCCUGACUGGGAGUUGGACCCAUAACCUUUGGAGUAUGAGGCGAUACUCCAACUGAACCAUCCACCCGGCCAGGGCACAUUGUUUCUUGAUUUUCGGUACUAGAGAAACACUGCAUUGUGUAUCUUCUACCGAUGCCCUUUUGCUUUUAGUCAGUUAUUUCCCUAGAAUAAAUUCCUAGGAACAGAUUUAUUUAGCCAAAAGGUAUAAUAUCUUUAUGGUUCUUAUUGCAGUUCCUUUCAGAAAAGGACUACUUUCUGUAUCUCCUCAACACUCUAGUGAUAAUAAACCUAGAAACUAUACAACUUUUCUAUUUGACCACAAUUUUGAUUUUAGUUUUUAAUCUUAAAUUGACAAAAACUGUUACUCCCUUACAUUUAGCAUCUCAUGCAUACAUUUACUUCGGUCAUAUAAAUUAAAAAUAAAUUAAGUUCCUGAACUUAUAAUUACCUACAUAAGGUAUAUCCUUUAUUAUGUAAAAUAAACCCUACAUAUUAUCUUUUUUUUUCUUUACCAUGCCAGAAUGUUUAUAUCACUAGUUUUUUUAAACUGUAAAUCCCUAUAAAAAAAUCCUAAUUUUUCUUUUCUUCACAUAUGCUGGAUCAAUUCAAUCAUAUUUACAUACCUAAUUUGACUCCUAGUUUACUUUUAAAAAUUGCUAUGUGUGCAUACAUAUGUAUAUAUUUCUUUUGUUAGUUUUAAAAAGGAAAAAAAUCCACUUUUAUUUGAGCUGUUAUAUGUAGAUCUAGAAUAUUAAAAUGCAGUUUUCUGCAA